ACGGAGAGAGCGGAGGGUGUUGGGGACUUGAGCCGGUGCACUAGAAACUCCCGCCAUUUCGGCAAGGAAUUAACCUCUUGAUUGAUCCAGGCUACUUUUAUUUUUUUAAUGUAAAUUAGGUGAACGCUGGUAUCUGACAGGGAGAAGCCUCGACACAGCGAGCAAGCAGCGGAGUAACCUUUGGAAGGAAAGCGGGCCUGGUUUGCACACACUUGGGACUGAGCAGCGCGCCAGACCGCCCGCCGAGCGCAUCUUCGGCUGUUGCCGCGAGUUUGAUUUCGGUUUGGGUUGUGUAUCUCUUCCUGGAAACCCGGAGCUAAAAGUUCACCAACUAUCUCCAGAGGCAAGUCCAGCGACCUGUUUACAUCCCAGACGACGCUUGGACACCCCUGUCACACAGCUCCAGGAGGAGAGAAGAAGGAUGCAAUGAGGCGGCUGGCACUGUUAUUGUUUUGCGACGAGAUAGCCAUCCAGCCUGCUAGCUAGUCGGCUAGCUGCUACACGUUGGGUGCCGGGCCUGCCGGCGGUAACGUGAGCCGUGCUAACGUGACUCGGGACGUUUGGAUACAUGCUAAGGACAUAUUAUAGUAUAUUAUUGCGCUGACUCGUUGAUAGAAGUUCUGGUUUUAACGUUGGCACCCGUGCCAGCUGUGAUUUUGAGAUGGCACCGCUUUUGGGCCGGAAACCUUACCCGCUGGCUAAGCCGCUAGCCGAGCCACCAGGCCCGGGAGAGGAGGUCUACGUCGUCGAGCACAGCAAGGAGGCCUUCAGGAACAAAGAAGAGUAUGAGGCACGCUUGGAGAGGUACAGUGAGCGUAUCUGGACAUGCAAGAGCACUGGAAGCAGCCAGCUGACGCACAAAGAAGCAUGGGAGGAGGAACAAGAAGUCACCGAACUGCUUCAGGAAGAAUAUCCCCCGUGGUUUGAGAGGCCCGUCCUGGAGAUGAUCCACCACAACACUGUGUCUUUAGACAAACUGGUGGAAAUGGCCUGGGUUGAAAUCCUAACCAAGUAUGCGGUUGAUGAGGAGUGCGACUUCCUGGUGGGGAAGGACAAAAGUUUGCAAGUGAAGGUGGUGAAGAUCCACCCCCAAGAAAACCCGGAGGGCGAGGCGGGGGAGAAGAAGCUUGAGGGCGCCUGCGACUCUCCAUCCAGCGACAAGGAGAAUGCAAGUCAGGAGAACCAGAGGAAGGAGCCUCCUCCCAGAGAGGACGACAACAGGAGGGAAAGUCUCAGUGACAGAGCCAGACGUUCUCCAAGGAAACUUCCCACUGCCAUGAAGGAGGAAAAGAAGAGGUGGGUUAUGCCCAAAUUCCUUCCUCUCAAGUACGACGUGAAGCUCAUCAGCGAGGACAAGGUGAUCAGUGAUGUCCCUGUAGACAGUCUGUUCAGAACAGAGCGCCCUCCAACAAAGGAGAUCAUGCGCUACUUCAUCAGACACUAUGCGCUGAGGCUGGGCAUGGGUGAGAGCGCUCCCUGGGUGGUCGAGGAUGAACUGGUGAAAAAGUUUAACCUGCCAAGCAAAUUCAGCGACUUUCUUCUUGAUCCACACAAGUUUUUAGCAGAAAAUCCCUCUGCGAAGCGUAAGAGCUUGACAUCUCCAGAAGGUAAACCUAGCAAGAGGCUCAAGAACUCUGAUACGCCAGGAGAGGAUUCAGGAAGCGAGAUGGGAGAGAAGAAAAGGAAAAAGAAAGAUGCUUCAGGCCUACCCCUUAGUCCCACCAUCUGGGGCCACAUGCAGAAAAUAAAAAUGAAUGGCUCACCGCUGAAGGUAAAGAACUCAGGAAGUCCAAAGAAAGGUGAAGGCAAGGGCUCUGCACCCUCUACUCCCAAAUCAGGCAGGAAGUCUGGAGACAAGAAAGAAGGGAAGAAAACCGGAAAGAGCGGCGAUAAGAAGCUCGGUGUUCUCAAAUCUUCUAAAAAGGAUGGCAAAGCUGGUGGCAAGACACCGAAGAUGAAACAGAUGACUCUGCUGCAUCUGGCUAAGAGCACCUCUGCAGGGAGCCCGAAGAAGAGGGCCCGGAGCACAGGCAUGGGUUCACCUAAACUGGGGAAGCCACUGCACCCCAUGGCUCUCCACCUCCUCCGCUACUACAAGGAGCAUAAGGGAAAAGAUGACAAAAAAAAUUCCCUCUCGUCUCUCAUCUCCAAGGCCGCAAAGACCUUAUCCCCAGAUGAUCGCGGCCGUCUCCCGGAGGAGCUCAAGGAGCUCGUGCAAAAACGCUGGGAGGUGCUUGAGCAAAAGAAACGCUGGGCAGCCAUGAGCGAAGAGGAAAAGCAGGAAGAGAUGAAGAAGCGGCGGCAAGAAGUAAAAGAGAAACUGCGGGAAAAGGCUAAGGAGAGACGGGAGAAGGAGAUGUUGGUCCGACGCGAACAAUCACGUCGAUAUGAGGACCAGGAGAUUGAAGGCGGCCAAACCCUGCCGGUGUUCAAGCUUGUAGACAUGCCUGAGGGUUUGCCCAACACCUUGUUUGGUGAUGUUGCCAUGGUUGUGGACUUCCUCAACUGCUAUGCAGGGCUGCUGAUGCCGGACGAUCAGUAUCCCAUCACAGCAUUGGCUCUGAUGGAAGCGGUGGCUGGGGAACGGUCCGGCUUCCUCUACCUGAACCGCGUGCUCGUAGUGCUGCUCCAAACGCUGCUGCAGGAUGAGCUGGCAGAGGGCUACAGCGAGCUCGAUAUGCCCUUAUCUGAGAUCCCUCUCACCAUGCACUCUGUCUCAGAGCUGGCCAGGUUGUGUCUGCGCCCCUGUGAUGCUCAUGGCGAGGAAAGUGGCCAGGGCUCCGAGGACUCGGGGCCCAUGGGGGGUUUUGAUGAUGUGGUGACAAGCGAGUUCCUGGAGAAGCUUGGUACAAUUGAGGUGUUUGAGCUGGGCCCCGAAGAGAAGGUCAGCCUGCUGGUGGCACUUUGCCACCGCAUCCUCAUGACCUACUCAGUGGAAGACCAUGUUGACGCAAUGCAGCAGCGGUCGGCUGAGCUGUGGAAGGAGCGCCUGGCCAUGCUGAAGGAGGCCAAUGAUCGCAAGAGGGCUGAGAAGAAUAAGCGGAUGGAGAGCAAAGGUGAGAAGAAAAGAGAUGGUGUUCUUAAGAAGGAGGUCAAAAAGGAGGUAACGGUGGAGCUGGAGUCAGAGGACAUGAUCAGCUCAGUGAAGAGCCGGCGACUGAUGUCUAUGCAGGCCAAGAAGGAAAAGGAGGAGAUGGACAAGCAGAACAAAGAGCGCAUGGAGAAGGAAGCUGAAGAGGAGCGGAUGCGUAAACAGAGGGUUUCUGUAGAGCGAGCCUUCCAGGAUGGAAUCGCCAAAGCCAAACUCAUCAUGCGCAGGGCGCCGCUAGGCACAGACAGAAAUCAUAACAGAUACUGGCUUUUCUCAGAUGUUGUUCCUGGUCUCUACAUUGAGAAAGGCUGGGUGAACGAAAGCAUUGACUACAACUUCACCCCUCCACCUGAAGAAAAACCAGCUGAGCCUGAAGUGGAAGAGGAGGAAGAUGGCGAGUCAGCCACUACUAAUGAAUCACAAGGAGCUGAAGGAACUGAAAAGGAUGAUGGCAGCAUAGAUGGUGCUAUUAGUGAAGGAGCCCAGCAGGGGGCGGCCCCUGACCUCUGUAUAGAAACCACAGUUCCCAAUCAGGGACAGAAUCUCUGGUUCAUAUGUGACAACGCAGCUGAGCUUGAGGAGCUGGUGGAAAGUCUUCAUUGUCAGGGGGUCAGAGAAAGCGAACUGAAGGCAAAGAUACAAAACAGGUAUCAGGACAUCAUCCACUCCAUCCAUUUGACCCGCAAGGGAAAACCGGGCCUCAGGACUUGUGAUGGCUUCGAAGAGCUGCUGAAAUACCUGCGCAGUGACAUCCAGGAGGUGGCUUCACGGCUCCAUAAGGGAGGUCUGGGAUACUUGGAGGACAACGUAGACAUCGAAGAACAGUUGAAAGACACAGAAAGUUUGAAAGACUUUGGCGAGUGCAUCAUCACCAUCCAGGCCUGUGUAAUCAAAAAGUUCCUGCAGGGAUUCAUGGCCCCCAAGCAGAAAAAGAAGAAAAGGCAAGGAGGCGAAGAAAACAGCAAGACCGAAGAGGUGGAUGAGGAGAAGAGACUGGCAGAGGAGGCCAGGGUAGCCACGGCGGUAGAGAAGUGGAAGACGGCGAUCCGAGAGGCCCAGACCUUUUCCCGCAUGCACUUGCUCCUGGGAAUGUUGGACGCUUGCAUCAACUGGGACAUGUCUGCUGAGAACGCUCGCUGCAAAGUCUGUCGCAAAAAAGGUGAGGAUGAGAAACUGAUCCUCUGUGAUGAGUGUAACAAGGCCUUCCACCUGUUCUGCCUGCGACCGGUACUCUACCGAAUCCCCGCUGGAGAAUGGAGGUGUCCCGCCUGCCAGCCCACUGUGGCCAGACGAGGCUCUCGUUCAAGGAACUAUAACCAAGACACGGAUGAAGAAGAGGAUGAGGAGGAGUCUGAAGAGGAGGACUCUGAUGAAGAUGAAGAUGACGAGGAGGACAAUGAUUACAAAGCCAUGGGUCACAUCUUGAGACCAAGGAAGAAAAAUAAGCAGUCCUCGUCCCGACAGAAGCUUUCAAAGAGCAAACCCAAAACACCGCCGUCUUCUAGUAGUCAGAGCAGCAAACAUAGGACUGGGCCCAACAGCCCUGCAGACAUCGACGAGCUGGUGCGGCAGAGUUCCCAGUCAGGCGUGCGGAGGCAGGCGCGGGAGCUGGAGAGGUGCGAGGAAAUCCUCAAGAAACUGACAAAAUUCCGCUACAGCUGGCCUUUCAGAGAUCCUGUGUCCUCAGAGGAGGCAGAGGACUACUUGGAAAUCAUCUCCCAGCCCAUGGAUUUCCAGACGAUGCUGGAAAAGUUCAGCCAGGGCGCGUAUCGUCACGGCAAUGACUUCCUGGAAGACAUAAAGCUGGUCUUCUCCAACGCAGAGGAGUACAACCAGCAGGGCAGCACCGUGCUCUCCUGUAUGGUCAAGACGGAGCAGAGCUUCACAGAGCUGCUCCAAAAGCUGCUGCCGGGUCUCAGCUACCUCCGCCGCCGCUCGCGCAAACGCAUCAGCCAAGCUCCUGCUACAUCCGAAGAAGACGAGGAGGAGGAAGAAGAAGAAGAGGAGGAGGAAGAAGAAGAUGAAGAGCAGGAGGAGAAGCCAAGGAAGAAGAUGCAGAACGGCAAAUCAAACGGGAAGAAGCCCAGAAACGUACGAGGACAGAAGGAUGAGGAAAGCGAGAGCGAAGACGACGAUGAUGACGACGGCAGGAGGAGAAGUAAGCGCUCCACUGCCACCUCAGGCAAGAAGGAUUACAGGGAGCAGAACAGCGAUGGCGAGCGGGACACACGGAGAGCUCGUCCGCGGGGGGUCCGGGGCGACACUGGUGGAGCGAGCAGCGACGAGGGCCGGUCCAGCCAGCAGCGACAUUCCAAAAGGCAGAAACGCUCCUGAAGUCCAGGGUGUUUUUUGUCGUCUUCUUUGCUUUAAAAAAUGAAUCUGUCCCGCUUCAGACCCUCCCCUCCAUCUUCUCCUCCCACAGCCAGCGGGGCUCAAUCCUCAGAAGGACGUUUGUUUUUGUCUUGAAUUUUUGUUCAUAUUUUUGAACGACGACAGGAAAACUGAUUUAUAUUUGUAAUGUUUAAUAUUGGUGAUGUUUUUGUUCAACCAAGAAAAGAGAUGAUGGAGACGUUUUUAUAGCUCUUAAGACUAUUUGAUUUGACCUCACACACCUGCAUUUUUUUUUUUUAUUACUCCCCAUACACCAGGACAGUGUAAUCAGAGCUUCAUUCAUAGGCUACAUCCACUCUACCACGUUCUCAUUAAAUGCCUCAACACUGCUUCAGAUACGCCUCGCGUCCACAAUACUCAGGAGUUUUACAGCUGCUUAAGCCGAAGUUUUAGUUUGGAAACUCUGGCGCUGCAUUUUCGUCUGGACGGGCAGAAACAGGGAUGUUUGGAAACGGUGACGAAGACACUCCACCACUGGUAGAUCGGGUCUUUUCAGUCACGAGGUAGCCCUUGCUAAGUCGUCUCCUAUCACAUGACCCGCAUCCGGAAGAAAACGGUGAAGAACAAUUACAAUCAUUGCUGACCCUGUUGUCUUUGCUAGCAGCUGUUGUGCAGCUUAAUUCCGCAUUAGUACAAUGAUACAGCUGCUGACGAGCUAUUAUUCGAGGAAACCGCAACAUUUCCCGUGUCCAGCAGCACGCGGAUACCCAGUGUACUUGAGUGGUCAGGUGAUAUGUAUUUUCAGGCGGGUUAUUAAGGACGGAAUAAAAACUUAUUCGGAGCCUAGAUGCUUGUGUGGACACAGAUCGCUUACGUUUGAAAACGUGGUGGAUGUAGCCAUAGUCCAGUUGUAGAAUGUUUUGUUGCACUCGUAUCUUUGUUACAUGUCCGUGUGUUUCACUCACCAACAGUGUUUCUCGUUUAAAGAAACUGUCAACGUACCUGAAACCCUCUGUCUUGGCUUAGAAACAGCACUGACCUCUACAAAACCACGUCACCUGUAAAUCGCUCCGACUAAUCAUCUUGCCACCAAGAUCACCUUUGGUUAAAUGCAAGUGUAUAGAUAAACAUGGUAGAUAUUUCUAGUUGUAGUAGUUGUUUUCCUACUCCGACUCAUGGUCAAAAGCUGCGUCGAGGCAGCCAAUCACAUCAGUCACAUGACUAAUGCUAAAAAUAGAAGAAAAAAAAUCAUCCCAGCUCUUUGUGCCAAGAUAGUUGGGGUUUUGUUAAACAAUGGGACCCGACUGUAGUUUUUGUCUUGGUUCGUAGAGCGGACCAGCCUUUUCGUCCUCUGUAGUGCCCAGCCACUAAAAAAUGAACCGGUACCUCAAUGCUCCGUCACUUUGCACUCCUUGUGUAAAGUGCACCCAUUAUGCCAGCAGCUGCAGGACCACAUUUUAUUAAAAUUGUGCAUUGACAUUUGUAAACCGUGUUUAAAACAACAAAUGUGAUGUUUGUUAAGAAAAAUGGGCAUUUUUAGAAUAUUUGAUAUUUUUUGCACAUUUUAUUUGGUAUUGUAAGUGAUAAACUUGUUGAUCUUAGUCACAUCCAGUUAAAAGUGCCAGGUGUAACCGCAGCUCUCCUAGUCGAUACUGAGAACACCUCAGAGCUAUUGUACUUUUUGUUGUCGCAGCAGAAGCUGUCACGUGCUUGUACAUUUUGUGACGAACACCUAAAUGACCCAGUGUCGUUCCUUUGUGUGGAAGAAGUGACAAACUGAACGGGUGGAAUCAGCUCCAUAGAGGUAAAUGAAGGGUUUUCCAGCAAUUCCUGGUUUGUUCACCAGGUGGUGCCGUUCUCCUGCUCUUUGUGCCAGCUUCAUCCGCCUCCACUGAUGAUGCAGCUGUGUCACCUGACUGCCACUGUGCUAGUUUAUUUGGACUCCUCAGCUUGUUUGCUUUUAUUGUUGAAUCAGACAGAAGUCACUAAAUUAAGUGCAUCAUCGGCGAGGUUGCCAGCAGAUUGAUGAGGCAGUGGUUGGUUUCCCCUCUUCUGUUCGUACUGUACUGUACUGUUCUCAUGUCUUUGUCUAGUGCUGUUAUCAUCGAAACUUCACUGAUUUCCUGAUUUUAUUUGCCCACCGAUUGCGCUCCCUUCCCUCUAUUUGUUUAGGUUCAGCUUUGCUCCUGACACGAUUAACAAUUGAUGCAUUCACUGUUGUGAUUGUUGGACAUUUCAACGAACAAAAAGGUGACUGCCCCCUUCUCUCUUAAAACGAGACCUGACUGUAAAUGCUUUCUUAAUUCUUGGAGGAACUGCUAAAGUCUUUUUACACUUCCUUUUUUAUAUAUAUAUUUAUAGUCUCUAAAGUUGGGUAUGGGCAGUUUCGGAGGAUUUACAAUGUAAAGAAUUUCCAAUAAAGGCUAUGGACGAAGACCGUAGUUCUCCCUGUUUUAUUUUGUGUUGAGCUAACAAGCAUCCCCAGGUCAGUCGAAGACGUGACAUCACUGCCAUCUGUAAAAACUUGUGAAAGACAAUGAACAGGGAGGACAACGGGCUCUCGGUGACCAAGCAAUGUCUAAUUUUGCUUUCUAAUAAAAUAUCAAACAGA
Pleuronectes platessa (European plaice) is the source of this 8033-nucleotide messenger RNA. RefSeq names its product bromodomain adjacent to zinc finger domain, 1B (gene baz1b). The record is from RefSeq and is a predicted model, not a curated record. Gene Ontology annotation, cellular component: WICH complex. Lineage: Eukaryota; Metazoa; Chordata; Actinopteri; Pleuronectiformes; Pleuronectidae. The transcript has 21 exons. The coding region runs from base 662 to 5425 and encodes 1587 amino acids. Gene Ontology annotation, biological process: chromatin remodeling. Gene Ontology annotation, molecular function: protein binding; histone H2AXY142 kinase activity.